ACUUGGUGUGUGGUAGAAGUGAACCUGCCUACGCACUCUCGAUGUUUAAUAUUGAUUCAUUUUAGUUUGUAUCGCUUAAACGAGUUUAAGCAAUAAUAUUAUUAAUAUAAGUGAAUGUUGAAAGUAUGUUAUCUUAUCUAUCGCCCAUUGCGGUUGGUAACUGGCACGAUUUAACAGUUAGUCUAAUAACUUAAAGGAAACGAUGCCUUCUAAAAUUGCGGUGGUAACAGGAUCAAAUAAAGGAAUUGGAUUCGGAAUUGUAAAAGGACUUUGCGAAAAAUUUGAUGGGAGGGUGUAUUUGACCUCCAGACAUGAGGGACGUGGGCAAACAGCAGUGAAUGAACUGAAAUCAUUGGAUCUCAACCCGUCUUUUCAUCAACUUGAUAUCGACAAUGAAGAAAGUGUCAAAACAUUUCGAAACCACAUCAAAGCUCACGAAGGAGGAAUUGAUGUUUUAGUUAACAAUGCCGCAAUUGCCUUUCAGGAUGAUACUACGGAUUCAUUUGGAAUUCGAGCAGAGGUUACACUUGCAACCAAUUAUUUUAACACGCUGCGUGCAUGUGAAAUUUUGUUUCCACUAUUACGCCCCAAUGCGCAAGUGGUAAAUCUUACCAGUGCCCUUGGACAUUUAUCCCAAAUUCCAUCUGCAGAGCUUCGAGGUAAACUAAGCGACCCUUCUUUAACGAUAGGCCAGCUGAAUGAGCUAAUGAAUCAAUUUAUACGGGAUGCGAAGAAUAAUAAACACAUCGAAAACGGUUGGGGAGCUUCUUCGUAUGCUGUAUCAAAAGCUGGCGUGAGCGCUCUCAGCAUUAUCCAACAAAGUAUACUCCAAAGGGAUAAUAGAAAUAUUUCGGUUAAUCAUGUUCAUCCCGGAUACGUUGAUACUGACAUGACAAGUCAUAAGGGUUUUCUAACUGUAGAGCAAGGCGCCUCAGCUCCACUUCUUCUCGCAUUAGGUGGCCAUCACCUAAAAGGACAGUGUGUUUGGUUUGAUUCCAGUGUCGUCAAUUGGUAUGGCCCUCUUCCCGAUAAAUCAAUACUAAAUAUAAACGCGAUACCUACGUGAUUUCUAUUGUUCUUUUUAAAUACAUCAAUUUUAAGUC
Photinus pyralis (common eastern firefly) is the source of this 1103-nucleotide messenger RNA. RefSeq names its product carbonyl reductase [NADPH] 3-like. The record is from RefSeq and is a predicted model, not a curated record. The coding region runs from base 203 to 1066 and encodes 287 amino acids. Gene Ontology annotation, molecular function: carbonyl reductase (NADPH) activity. The transcript has 4 exons. Lineage: Eukaryota; Metazoa; Arthropoda; Insecta; Coleoptera; Lampyridae.